This is a messenger RNA of Penicillium lagena, 297 nucleotides long. RefSeq lists its product as uncharacterized. Bases 1 to 297 code for a protein of 98 amino acids. The record is from RefSeq and is a predicted model, not a curated record. The transcript has a single exon. Lineage: Eukaryota; Fungi; Ascomycota; Eurotiomycetes; Eurotiales; Aspergillaceae.
AUGGCCGUAUGGUACACAUCGAUACCGCGAGGAAAGGGUCGCGGGGUCCUUUCGGGGCCAGCUCCGGUGGUUAGUAGUAGGGACGGUUUGGAGCUCACGGACCAAAAUAGCGUGGGCGCAGUGCAGCAGUCGACUCACAUGCGUGCUGACCCGAUGAAUGUCUACAGAGUUGGUGGGGCGGAUUCAGCACUGAUCCAGCAUAGGUACUGCCGGUCAAGGAGUCUCAACGCGAAGGCCUCGUCACUCGGUAGGCAUCGCGCUGUGGACCAUCUAGUAGCUGUUCCUCUGAAGUACUAG